CACAAAAUAAGACAAAGACUGUAUCAUGUGGGUCUUUUACUGUAUACAAAAAAAAAAAUACUGUCAGCUGUCAAUUUGUCAGCUACAAAGAUUCAAGGCAUCUGUUGUUUGUUUGACAUUAACUGUAAAUUAUGCUACAUAUAAUGAAAAUAAAUUUAAAAAUAAUUUUCUAGUCAUUUUUCGGGGCAAAAUCGUACCACAAAACUUAGUUCAGAAGUGCAGUCUGCCAAAAUUGUUUAAAGAACUACUAAGGCGUCGUUUAAUUGAAUGUGGAUGGAGGGAUCAAGUAAGAAUGCUCUGCCGAGAUGUAGUUAAAGAAAAUGAAGGCAGCAAUGUCACAUUCGAUAUGUUACUAACAAGAGUAACUCCUCAAGCUAGAGCCCUUGUCCCAGACUCAGUAAAAAAGGAACUAUUGCUAAAACUUAAGACCCAUCUUCUUACACAGAAAGAUCAAUAACAUUUUAUUUCUAGGCUUUAUUAAUGUAUUUAAUUUGUCAUUUAAUAAAAUAAUCAGUAUAAGAAAUAUAAUAAAAUUAUAAGUUUACAACCAA
Messenger RNA from Nymphalis io (European peacock), 551 nucleotides. RefSeq names its product enhancer of yellow 2 transcription factor-like. Gene Ontology annotation, biological process: regulation of transcription by RNA polymerase II; poly(A)+ mRNA export from nucleus; positive regulation of DNA-templated transcription. The record is from RefSeq and is a predicted model, not a curated record. Gene Ontology annotation, cellular component: SAGA complex; DUBm complex; nuclear pore. Bases 26 to 457 code for a protein of 143 amino acids. Gene Ontology annotation, molecular function: transcription coactivator activity; chromatin binding. The transcript has 2 exons. Lineage: Eukaryota; Metazoa; Arthropoda; Insecta; Lepidoptera; Nymphalidae.